AUUUGGGCCAGCUGGCGACUCUAUUAAUUAGUUCGCUGUUUAAAAAUAAGCAAAACAAAAUGCCAACAAAUGGUCACAAAUAUAGCAUUUUGCUGCCCACUUACAAUGAAAAGGACAAUUUACCAAUUAUCAUAUGGCUAAUUGUGAAAUACAUGAAAGCCAGCGGCUACGAUUACGAGGUGAUUAUUAUUGACGACGGCAGUCCGGAUGGCACAUUAGACGUGGCUAAGGAUUUGCAGAAGGUUUAUGGUGAAGACAAAAUUGUUUUGCGACCAAGGACCGCUAAGCUGGGUCUGGGCACCGCCUAUAUACAUGGGAUUAAGCAUGCUACCGGCGAUUUUAUUAUUAUUAUUGAUGCCGAUUUGAGUCAUCAUCCCAAAUUUAUACCUGAGUUUAUUAAGCUGCAAAAGUCUGGCGACUAUGAUAUUGUAUCGGGAACACGUUAUGCAGGCGACGGCGGCGUCUAUGGUUGGGAUUUCAAGCGCAAGCUCAUCUCACGUGGCGCCAACUUUCUAUCCCAGGUGCUGUUGCGUCCCAAUGCCAGCGAUUUAACGGGCUCCUUCAGGCUAUACAAGAAACCAGUGCUGGAGAAAUGCAUUGCCAGCUGUGUGUCCAAGGGAUAUGUCUUUCAAAUGGAGAUGUUGGUGCGGGCACGUCAGCACAACUUUACUAUUGCCGAGGUUCCAAUAACAUUUGUAGAUCGCAUCUAUGGCACCUCCAAACUUGGCGGCACGGAGAUCAUUCAGUUUGCCAAGAAUCUGCUCUAUCUAUUUGCCACCACCUGAAUAUAUUGACAACAAUAAAGCUAAACGAAUGACUUAAGAA
Messenger RNA from Drosophila innubila, 825 nucleotides. It is a transcript of the gene Dpm1, whose product is annotated as probable dolichol-phosphate mannosyltransferase. Gene Ontology annotation, biological process: protein O-linked glycosylation via mannose; GPI anchor biosynthetic process. Bases 60 to 785 code for a protein of 241 amino acids. Gene Ontology annotation, molecular function: dolichyl-phosphate beta-D-mannosyltransferase activity. Gene Ontology annotation, cellular component: endoplasmic reticulum membrane. NCBI's taxonomy places the organism in Eukaryota, Metazoa, Arthropoda, Insecta, Diptera, Drosophilidae. The record is from RefSeq and is a predicted model, not a curated record. The transcript has 3 exons.